GUAUCGGCCGCUAUAAUUGGUGGUGUCCAAUUGGGUCUGUGCGCAUCUGGGACCCUCCCAACGAAACGCUAUUCAUGCGCGUAGCGCAUUAGGUUUGUUCGUGUUGCAUGCACUUUUUGUACUUUUACACUAAGUGUACACUAACUUGUUUCUGUUGCCGGACAUGAUGUCAUAACCGCUGUUCGUUUUACCAGUGCAGUUACAAUUCUGGCAAUAAUUUUUGUACUUGGUCUUGAGGAAGAGUAAAACGUGCAAAGAUGGCUGAAGACUAGUAAGGAGGGAAAAUAUAAAUAAAAAAGUAAUACAUAACCUAAUAACUUAAUAACCUGUUUCAUACGUAAAUAAAAUUAUAUAUAAUCUUUUAUACAUAAUUUUUUAUAACUUGUUUUCAGAAUUACAUAUUUGUAGGGACAAAUCGAAAAACAAUGAGUACAUCAGUAUUACGUGGCUUUUUACAGCUAGAUUCUUUAGGAAACAUUAGAAAAAUAGAUUCAAAUGGAUGUGUGAAUUGCAUAAUUGAAGAUGGAAGAUAGUUGAAAUUUCUAAAGAAGGAAAUAAAUUUUUCUUCUGAUACUAUAACUUUUAUUUUUGAUGGAACUCAAAUUUGCAUAGACUUUCCUAAGACAAGAAAAGAAACAUAUAACAAUAAACAACAAAAUCAAAAUAAUGAAUAUGUUCACGAAAAUCAUCAAAAUGAUGAAGAUGAUGAAAUUAAGCAAAAUGAUGAAAUUGAUCAAAAUGAUUUAAAUGGAACUGCUACAACUUCAUCAUUCUUUUGGAAUGAUGCAUCAACAAAAUUGUUGUUAAACAUUUACAAGGACAUGAAAGAUCUUGUAUCUACAAGGAAAAUAAAAACUUAUAAAAUAUUAUGGAAACAUAUUGCACAAAAAAUGAAUCUUAAUGAUUACCUUGUUACUUCGUUACAAGUGGAAAAUAAAAUAAAAUCGUUUGAACGUUCCUACAAAAAUAUGAUAAGCAAUAAUAAAAUGACAGGCAGAGCACGAAAAACUUGUCAAUAUAAAGCGGAGUUAACAGAUUUAUUAGGAGAAAAACACAGUAUUCAGCCACUUGCCAUAUCAGGAAGAAAUGGUUUAAUACUUAAAGAACAAUUGCAUUCCAAUAAGGAAAAUAAUACCGCAAUGAACAACGCAACUGAUAAUGAAGACUAUGAAAAUAAUCCCGGUGUAUCAAAUAAUCUUGAGUCUGCUGAAAAUGUACAAACUGUACGAACAGAAGAAUUACAAACACAUCAAACUAGAUCACGACAAAAUACUACCAGUUUAUAUAUAAAUAAAUGUCAAGCAGUUUUAGAUACAUAUAUUUCUGAAAGGAGUAAUGAAAAACAACGUAAUAAAAAUAUACAAAUACAGAUUCUACAAGAAUUUAAAAAUAUUGCAAAAACUCAAGAAGAUUUUGUUAACUCCGCAAAAAUACAAUGGGCCAUAUCAAAUGCUAAAAAAGAUGAAAAUAUUAAAGUUCUUAAAGAAAUUGCAAAAAAUAUUGAACAAAUUGUUACAUUUCCGUUCAGAACAACUGUUUAAUUUUUAUUAGUAGUAUAUGUACAAUAAUGUUUAUCCAUUAACGUAUCCAUAACACUUUGAAAGAAGUUAAAAUGCCCAUAUUUCUAUAUUUUUUUGGUUUUUUGUAUAUUUUAUUAAGUACAUUAUUUGUCACAUUUGAUACAGUUUAAUAUAAAGUCUGAGUUUAUGGCUGCGUUUAGCAGAAAAAGCUGCUUUGUAACUGUUGAAAAUUCUUUAAUCUGAUUGAUUUGCGCACUUAGAUCCGGCAGAAACCAAGGGCAAAAACUAAUAGUAUUAAAUAAUUUUAUAACAGUUGCAAAGCUGCUUUUUCUGCUGAAAGCAGUCAAUAUUA
Messenger RNA from Solenopsis invicta (red fire ant), 1872 nucleotides. RefSeq lists its product as uncharacterized. Lineage: Eukaryota; Metazoa; Arthropoda; Insecta; Hymenoptera; Formicidae. The record is from RefSeq and is a predicted model, not a curated record. The transcript is spliced from 4 exons. Bases 822 to 1541 code for a protein of 239 amino acids.